CGAAGAUCAUGAGCAAGUACAAGAAGAUUUUUCCUGAUGACCUGCCGUCUGGCCUGCCACCCCAACGACCAUACGAUCACAAAAUUGAGCUAGAACGUGGCGCGCAAGUGACCGUCCGAUCGCAAUGGAGGCUGAGUCAACCGGAGCUGAUGGAGCUGCGUACGCAACUGGAUUAUCUGCUGGAGAAAAAAAUUAUUCUUUUCACCCCGAAGAAAGACGGAGGCCUAUGGAUGUGUACUGAUUAUCAAGCGCUCAACAACAUCACCAACAAGUCCCGUUACCCGAUUCCGCGAGCCGACGGUCUCAUCGACCAACUUCGCGGGGGCAGGAUUUUUCCAAGAUUGAUCUACGAUGAGGUUACCACCAGAUUCGUCUCGCAGAAGCUGAUAUUCCGAAGACUGCUUUUCGAAACCCGUUACCAAAGUUACAAGUAUACAGUGAUGCCGUUUGGGCUGACGAACGCACCCUCAAUUUUUCAAUUAACUAUGAACAAAGUCUUCCGCUUGUUAUUGGACAAGUGCGGCAUCGUCUACCUGGAUGACAUUCUGGUGUACCGCACCUUGCGGGAACAACAUUUGACGGACCUGGAAGCGGUUUUUACCCUGUGCGAUCAACACCGACUCAUCACCAAAGGCUCUAUGUGCAAGUUUUUAAAAGAAGAGUUGGAAUUCAUGGGCCACGUCGUCUCAACCGAAGGCGUUAAAAUUGACCCGAAAAAGAUCGACACUAUUCACAACUGGGAACCGCCUACGAACGUCUAGGAUAUGUGUUGGGCUGAGAAAAGCCCUUAGGAUCUUUUGCAGAGACUAAGUCCCA
Messenger RNA from Closterium sp. NIES-67, 816 nucleotides. Lineage: Eukaryota; Viridiplantae; Streptophyta; Zygnematophyceae; Desmidiales; Closteriaceae. The record is from the annotation of a GenBank genome assembly.